GAAGGCAGGGGAGGCGGGGAGAGGAGGAGGCGGAGGCGGAGGCCGGGCCGCGCGGCGGAGUCCGCCUCCCUCCAGUCAGGCAGCAGCUCGCGGGAAGCGCUCGGGUGCUGGCUCGCUGGCUCGCUCGCUCGCGCGUGGAGGCCAUGGCGUGGCCGGAGGCGGCGCGGAGCUUCGUGGGGACCCUCCUGAGGGACUUCCCGAGGCCGCUGGGCCCGGACGACGCGCCGCCCUGGAGCCCGGCGCCGGGCCGCCUGGGGUCCCUCAGCCAGGCCGAAGCGCCGGCGGAGCUGGCCGAGUUGGCCCGGACCUUCUUGGGCAGCAGGUAGGGGCCGGAGAGAGAGAGAGAGAGGCCCCGGGGGGAGCCUGAGGAGGGGCCGCGGGUGGCGGAGCGAGAGGCGGCGCGGCGGGAAGUUGCGCCCGGGGCGAAAACUGGGCGCGGAGUUGGGAGAGCGAAGCUAGGGCUGGGUCUUGCAGAGCGGGCAGGGAGCGGGAGGUGCACACGUGUGUGUGUGUGUGUGUGUGUGUGUGUGUGUGUGUGGAUCGUGGGGUCACUAGUGCAAAGGUGAGGCAGCAGCAUGAGUACAUAUGGAUUGUGGGCUCACGAGUGCAAGGGUGAAAGUGUCUCAAAUGCAUAUGGAUUGUGGAGUCAGUAGUGCAAGGGUGAAAGUGUCUUGAGUGCACAUGGAUUGUGGAGUCAGUAGUGCAAGGGUGAAGGUUUAUUGAGUGCACAUGGAUUGCGGGCUCACAAGUGCAAGGGUGAAAGUGUCUCAAAUGCAUAUGGAUUGUGCAGUCAGUAGUGCAAGGGUGAAGGUGUCUUGAGUGCACAUGGAUUGUGGAGUCAGUAGUGCAAGGGUGAAGGUUUCUUGGGUGCACAUGGAUUGCGGGCUCACAAGUGCAAGGGUGAACGUGUCUCAAAUGCAUAUGGAUUGUGCAGUCAGUAGUGCAAGGGUGAAGGUGUCUUGAGUGCACAUGGAUUGUGGAGUCAAUAGUGCAAGGGUGAGGCAGCGUCAUGAGUGCAUAUGGUUUGUGGAGUCAAUCGUGUGAGUGAGGUUGUGUUUUGAGUGCAAAUGGGCUCCUUGGGGAGGAAGGGGGGGUAUAAAUUCAUUUUAUAAUAAUAAUACGUAGCACAGUCCCCGUGCCAGUGCAUUUUGUGCCCUAGGCAAGGCUAAGUACUUACACGCACACACAAACCCGAUUGAUAACCCCAGUUUUCAAAAACAGAUGUCUUGUGGAAGUGAUAAAAUUCUUCAAAAUAUAACAUAAAGGUAAAAUAAUGUCAGAAAUGUAUAUGAUAUAAUAAAAACUAAUGUAUAUUAAACUUUGCCCCCUGAAGGUCAGUACUGCGCCCCUCUGAAGUCUGCAGCCUAGGCAGUUUGCCUAAUGAUAGCAGCAGCCCUCUAGGUAGGAAGAGUGGACUUACUAAAGUAGGACUAGGGUGCAUGUGUGAGCUCACAUCGUGAAUGCACAGAUAGGAAGGGUUGACUUAUUCAGGCAAGUGUAUAGACUGUGGAGAGCAUCAUCAAUAGUGCAUGUGUGUGGAAGGUGUACUUGGAGGUAUGGAUGAGGUCAAAGGGUGCAUUCUUGGGGUUCCUGAUGCAUGCAGGAGGAAAACAGGAUUUUUAGGGCAUGCAUGUGGGGGAAUUUUAUGAGAGUGUAUGACUGGGGUCAUAGGUGCACAUAUGGGGCAGGUGUGCAAGCAUAUGGAUGAAGCCAUAGGGUGUGCAUGUGGCUGUUAUUAGCGCAUGUGGGAGAAGGAGGGAAUUAUUAGUGAUUAUAUGAAAGAGUGGGGGCAAAUGACUAGUUCCUGCUGGAAGAAACAUGGAAGAGAAGUGAAAGGAGACUGUUUCAAAAAGAAUGGGCCGCCUUGGGAAUUGAACAGUGACUGCUAACGGUACAGGCAAGGCCUACAAAUGGACUGCAGAUCCUAAUGUAAUUGUUUUUAUGGAAAUAAGCAGUUCUGCCCCAGUGGGAGGGAGCCUGGGUAACUCACAGGUGCUGCUUUGAGCACAAGGAGGGCAAGACAUAGUUUUAACAACUACCACUUCUGCAUUUAAUGGAUGGCUGUGGGUUAAACCACAGAGCCUAGGACUUGCCAAUCAGAAGGUCGGCGGUUCGAAUCCCCUCAACGGGGUGAGCUGCCAUUGCUCGGUCACUGCUCCUGCCAACCUAGCAGUUUGAAAGCACAUCAAAGUGCAAGUAGAUAAAUAGGUACCACUCCGGCGGGAAGGUAAACGGCAUUUCUGGGCGCUGCUCUGGUUCGCCAGAAGCGGCUUAGUCAUGCUGGCCACAUGACCCAGAAGCUGUACGCCGGCUCCCUUGGCCAAUAAAGCGAGAUGAGCGCCGCAACCCCAGAGUCGGUCACGACUGGACCUAAUGGUCAGGGGUCCCUUUGCCUUUACCUUAAGUGAACUAGGCAUGAAGUGAACUAGGCAUCUAGUUUUUUCGCUUUUCAACUUAAUUAGAAACAAGGAAUGGAUACCAACUGCAAAUACAGGACUAGACAAACUUGGCGGUUUUGAAGUUUUUAGCCCAUUUUCUAGGGAGUUGGAAAAUUAUCUGAUACAAAGUGAAAAUUAGAUUACUUCACCUAGGAAAUUUAUUGGGGGGGAGUGAAUCAAGAAAACCCACACUGCUGGGUGAACCACAAGCCAAAUUCAUGAGUGCUGCUUCAAGAGGAAUUUGGAGUGGUGUGCCCAACCCAAUAAUUUUUGGACUGUUGACUUCAAAUGUUAUUCUGAAAAUGGCAAACAUUGCUUUUCUACUUAACUCUCAAAGGUAUGAAAUGUAUUCUCGCAUGUACUAAAAUAUGUUGAGAGCUUUGUGUGUGUGCAAAUACCUGCUGUGGUAGCGGUAGGUGGUUUGAACAGAACCGGGGAAGAAUGGGUAGAAAAAGCACCUACCUAUAUUGCCAGAAUUGUGCAAAUGUGAAGCAGUGCCCAUUAUAGAAGAGCCACAAAGCAACAUUUAUUUGGCUUUUGAGAGGUCCGGCUGGGCCACUGUGGAGCUGUUGUGGUUUUGGAGCUCUGUUGUUCAGAUACACAAUUAUUUGCAUUUGAUUGCCACACAUAAUGAAUGAGUGAAUUUAUUAAUACGGUCACAGACCAGCGUCAACACACACAAUAUCACAGAGCAUAAAAAAUAAAAUAAAAUAAAAAUCAGAAAUACAGAGGACAAUACGAGUAUAACAAGGAUUUAAAUAUAAAAAAUUAAAAUUAAUUAUUAGCGUGCCCCCUGUAAUUAACAUUUGGGGGUUUGGUCAUUAUGGGAUACCACUUGCUUCCUGCGAUUAAUUGCAGACGCACAGAAUUUGGCUACAUUUGAUGUAGUCUUGGGAUUCUUGUCCUCUAGCAGUAGUUUUAAACUAUGGUGUUCCGAUUCUUUCCUGGACUUUUGCAAAACAGGUGUAAUAAAAGUCAAACGUAUAUCCUCAUAAAGACGACAACGUAAUAGUACAUGUGAAGCAGUUUCAACUUCCAACGAGCCACAGGGGCAAACCCGUGCUGUGUAUGGUUUACCCUCAAAUCUGCCCCCACACAUAAUAAUAAUAAUAAUAAUAAUAAUUUUUAUUUAUACCCCGCCCUCCCCAGCCAAGGCCGGGCUCAGGGCGGCUAACAAGCAAUAAUAAAAACAUGUUGAAUGAAUGCAACUUAAAAACAAGAUUAAAACAUUAAAAUAUUGAAAGAUUAAAAUAUUAAAAUGCAGCCUCAUCACAGGAGGAGAAAGGAAAAAGAAAGAGGGGGAGGGAAUCAAAUUGGCUCCAAGCCAAAGGCCAGGUGGAACAACUCUUGUCUUACAGGCCCUGCAGAAAGAAAUCAGAUCCUGCAGGGCCCUGGUCUCAUGAGGCAGAGCGUUCCACCAGGCCGGAGCCAGUGUUGAGAAGGCCCUGGCUCUGGUUGAAGCUAAUCUAACUUCUUUAGGGCCCGGGACCUCUAGGGUGCUGCUAUUUAUGGACCUUGAGGCUCUCCGUGGGGCAUACUGGGAGAGGCAGUCCCGUAGGUACGAGGGUCUUAGGAGGAUGCAGCCAUUAGGAAUUUUGGGGCAAAGUGCCAUCAGUACACUGAUGACACACAGCUCUGGUUCUCCAUAGCAUCUGAGUUAGGUGAGGCUGUGUACAAACUGGACCAUUGUCUGGGCACGGAAAUGGAGACUGGGUUGGUAGUUCCUGCGUCCUGGAAACUUGGCCUCUUCUGGAUGGGGUUGCACUCCCUCUGAAAGAACAGGUUCAGCGUUUAGGGUCUCCUGGGUCCAUCUUUGUCACUGAAGCUCAGUUGGCCUGAGUGGCUAGGAGUGCCUUUUACCAGCUACAGAUGGUUUGCCAUCUACGGUCGUUCUGGGACAGGAAUGGUCUGGCCACAGUGAUCCAUUCACUGGUAUCCUCAAGACUCCAUUAUUGAAGUGAGCGCACACUAUGUGGGGCUACUUUUUGGUUCCAGCAGUUGCAAAACACUGCAGCUAGACUGUUGAUGGGGACAGACUCAUAGCUGUCAACGUUUUCCUUUUUUUAAGGGAAAUUCCCUUAUUCCGAAUAGGAUUCCUCGCAAGAAAAGGGAAAAGUUGACAGCUGUGGACAGACUACUGCCAGCACAUAACUCCAUUACUCUAAAGUAUGCACUGGCAGCCCAUAUGCGACUGGGCCUGGUUCAAGUUUCUUGCAUUUAUUUACAAGGCCUUUAACAACUGGGCCCAGAGUACCUCAAGGACUGCCUAAUCUAGUGGUGUCCAAACUUUUUUCAGAGAGGGCCAGAUCUGAUGAAGUGAAGGGCCAUGACCUUUUUUUAGAAUUGAAGUUGUUGAGGUUUUUAGGAUUUUACCACAGGAAAUAAAUUGCCACAAGGACUGAAUUAAACCAACCAGCGGGCUAGGUUAGGCCCCCAAAACGGACUUUGGACAUGCCUGGCCUAAUCCAUUAUAUCCCUGCCCGAUCACUGAGGUCUUUGGGGAAGUCACUAUUAGUGGUCCCCCAUGGCACGGAUGCAGAGCUCAGAUCUACCAGGAGCCAAAUUUUAUGGAAAUCAUUUCCAGUUAAGGUUGGACAGGCCCCCCUCCCUGAAUUUUAAUUUUUAUUUUAAUUCAAAGCAGGCAUUUUAAUUGAAGUUUGAGUUUAUCGUUUCAAUCAAUAUUUAUAUUUGUACAGUGGCACGGUGGUUUAAGAACAGCUUAGUUUAUGAACAACUUGGAUUAAGAACGCUGCAAACCUGGAAGUAGGUGUUUUGGUUUGUGAACUUUGCCUUGGAAGCAGAACAUGUUGAGUGUGUUCCAUUUGUAAUUUGAGGCCCCCGCUGCUAUGGGAAAGCACGCCUUGGUUUAAGAACGCUUUGGUUUAAGAACGGACUUCCGGAACGGAUUAAGUUCAUAAGCCAAAGUACCACUGUAUAGUAUCUUUGUAAAUCAGGCAUAGGCAAACUCGGCCCUCCAGAUGUUUUGGGACUACAACUCCCAUGAUCCCUAGCUAAGAGGACCAGUGGUCAGGGAAUUGUAGUCCCAAAACAUCUGGAGGGCCGAAUUUGCCUAUGCGUGUUGUAAAUGAAUUGGAGACUAGUGUGGUUAAGGAGCAAAUAAAUGGUUGUUGUUUAAAACACAUCCCAGUGCAGAAGAGACAGAGCAAUGUCUUGAUGUUGGGAAGAGGAGAGUGGGGGUUCUUAACUGUGAAUGGAAGAACAAAAUCAUACUAAACUGUAGUAGAGCACCCUGCAAAUUGAUUUCACCUACCAAAUUGUGAUAAAUAAAAGCUUGAUGGCUUAUAAAUAUUGGUCACAAUUUGUUUUUAAAAAUCCUUGGUAGGUUGCACAAUGGUUCCUCUCCUGAGUCAGAAUUAACCAGUUAUCCUAUGUGUGUGUGCGCACAUGUGUGAUUAAAGAGGCACUACAAGGUUUUGCUAUGACUGACAUGGCACUGUGGUCUCACAUUGUCCUUUCCUGCUACUGCCCUGAUUUAUAGCAUUUAUAUUUUUUGUAUGAAAGUUUUGGGUGAAUUUCUGCUGUUGCUGCGUCUGUUGAUCUGUGUUAAGUAUCUAACCACCUUGUUAGUUUUGUUAGCUAGCAAAAUAAGCUAAAAGACUUCAGAUUUUGUACAGUUGCAUAUAUUAUUAUUAUUAUUAUUAUUAUUACUCCCCACUUUUCCCCCUGAUGGAACUGAGGGCAGCUUAUAGAUAAAAAAGAACUGACAAAAACCAUAAGAAAAACAAUCAUUAAAAACAAUUAAACAUUGAUAAAAUUAAAACGAUAUACAUAUAUAAAAUACAUUAAAACCUAAGCAUCAUUAAAUAAGUUUUAUGAAAUGAGAUGAAAGGGAUUUAGAGAGGAUUGUAAAACAGUCAGCUUCUUGUGCAUUAAAAAAUUGUCAGUUUGAAUUAAAAAUUAAACUCUUCUGUUUUCAUAGUGGUGUUUAUUGUUUUACUGUCCUUUUAAGAGAUGCAAAAUGUUCACUCUCAUUUCAUUUUCUCACAUUAGCAAUGGCAGUAAAAUGGUACAAUCAGCUAUAUAAAUAGGGCCAAACUAUACAAGACUAGUUUGGAUCCUUGGAUCUUUUGUAAAUCAAAUUUAUCCGGUCCUUGAUUUUGUUGUAAUGCUGCUAUUUCAGCGUGCUCUUCUGUUUUUGUCUGCUUUUAUUUGUUUUAGAUGAUGGUCUUGUUCCUUUACGGCUCUUUGCUUUUUAAUUGGGGUUGUUAUCUUGUAUUCUGUAUCUUCUCCUGGUAUCUUUACAGGUGAAGAGUAGGUAUAAAUAUUUUAAUAAAUAUUUCGGGACAAAAAAUUUUAAAGCUUGAUGUUGGUUGAAUCUAUUAAUGUCUUUCCAUCUUUUUUUCUUUUCUUUUUUGCAUGGGAUAUGGUAGAAACUUUGAUGCUCUCCUGAGAAUAAGCGCUUUGUGGCCAGGGCCGUUUCUCUUCUACAGUUAAAUACAACUUAUCUACCAUGUUCCCUAUGCUCUUUAAAAGUAAUGUUUGUUGUCUACUAUUAUGGGUUAAACCAGGCUUCCUCAACCUCGGCCCUCCAGAUGUUUUGAGGCUACAAUUCCCAUCAUCCCUGACCACUGGUCCUGCUAGCUAGGGAUCAUGGGAGUUGUAGUCCCAAAACAUCUGGAGGGCCGAGGUUGAGGAAGCCUGGGUUAAACGCAAGCCUUCAAAACUCCCCUAAAUGAAAGGCUUACUUUGUGCUGUCAAAGCAGGGAGAGAUCAGUGAAGAAAAGAGAGGGAGGAAAUAAAUUCUGCUUCCACUAAGGAACAGAGGCAGUUCCGUAACAGGCUGUGUACAGCUAAUUCAUUUCUUUGGGGAAUGCAGGGGAUAGGAAGUCCAGCAUUCUGGUUUCUGUGUGUGGUGGAAAAGGGACCUCAAGACCUUCUGUAAAUAGAGAUGGAACUAUAUAAUUUGACAGGCUAGAUCCUUCCAUUAUUUUCUUAAUUAGUGCAGAGUCUCUUCUGAAACACACAUAAUUAUACAGUUGAAAUAUCAUUGUGUAAACCUAGAGGAGGGGCAGUUAUAGGGACAAAGCUGGAAAAAUCAUAGGUGGCUAUUUUUUUGUAUGGGUGCAUAGGCGCAUAACAAUCUGAAAUAUUAGUUCAUUCAGCCGUUCCAAGGGUGUAGUUCAGGGGUCAGCAAACUCUUCCAGCAGGGGACCGGUCCACUGUCCCUCAGACCUUGUGGGGACUGGACUAUAUUUUGCAAAAAACAAAUGAACAAAUUCCUAUGCCCCACAAAUAACCCAGAGAUGCAUUUUAAAUAAAAGGACACAUUCUACUCAUGUGAAAACACGCUGAUUCCCGGACCGUCUGUGGGCCGGAUUUAGAAGGCAAUUGGGCCAGAUCUGGCCCCCAGGCCUUAGUUUGCCUACCCAUGGUGUAGUCUUUUGCUAUGCAAAAUUUACAGCUUGAGCCUCCUUUUCUGUGUUUCACGUUAGUUAGUUCAGUCAGAGCCUUUAAUUCAAUUGUAACUGCUGAACAAUUUAAAAACAAUCCUGAAAAGGCCUGGGUCAUAUUUGCAAAUGGUGAACACUGUGUUUUCCUUUUUGUUUCUAAAGUUAAUAUUAAAUCAAUAAUACCCCCAUUCUUUCUGGGGUUAGAAAAAGAACGGUAAAAUGUGUGGCUGUGUUUAAUGUAUUCAGAACUAUCUUUGGUCAAAACAUGCUUUGAUGAAGAAUGUUUUCAUUUAACAUUAAGACUGAUUUGUGGCAGUUUGUGAUUUGACAUGUUUCUUUGAAAAUGUUAAUUUUUCAACUAAGGGUAAGCUGUUCAUUGUUAAAUUCUACUAAACACUGGUGUAGUUUGGAUUCAAAACUAUUUAUCUAGCUAAAGCAAAUUUAAAGUCAACUUAAAGGUAAAGGUACCCCUGCCCGUACGGGCCAGUCUUGACAGACUCUAGGGUUGUGCGCUCAUCUCACUCUAGAGGCCGGGAGCCAGCGCUGUCCGCAGACACUUCCGGGUCACGUGGCCAGCGUGACAAGCUGCAUCUGGCGAGCCAGCGCAGCACACGGAACGCCGUUUACCUUCCCGCUGGUAAGCGGUCCCUAUUUAUCUACUUGCACCCGAGGGUGCUUUCGAACUGCUAGGUUGGCAGGCGCUGGGACCGAGCAACGGGAGCGCACCCCGCCGCGAGGAUUCGAACCGCCGACCUUUCAAUCGGCAAGUCCUAGGCGCUGAGGCUUUAACCCACAGCGCCACCCGCGUCCCCCCAAAGUCAACUUAGCCUCUCUCUAUUAAGGAAUGCUUCCUAUUUCAUAUUUAUUAUUCUCCCCGGUGGUGAAUUGUUACUUUGCUUAAAAUAACAAUUUUACCAAGUUUUAACCAUGCAAAUAGGUGAACGUGUGCAAUUUUCUGAAUACUAUUAUUAUUACGGUAAUAGCUCUUUCAAGUUAUGUCUGAAGAACUGUCCUGAAUGCAGACAUGGUUCCACCUUGGUUAUAUUUGUUGCAACUAAGCUGUAGCAUGACAGCUGGAAAAGUAUCUGUUCAGUGGUUCUGAAUUAGCAAUUUUGUGGUUCAGUGUUGGCUGGUAUGUCUGCUUCAAUAAACUCAUUUCUCAAUGGUAGACAAAAUGUUGCUAGAUUGUGCAUUAAAAAUGUGUUUCCCUUAGGACACAGUCCACACUUUAUUUAAAGCAUUUUUGACCUGUUCUUCAACUGGAGUGAGGGAGAAGGAUUUGGAAAUGCUUAAAAUACCAACAAUGAGACCGUCCUUGCCCUCAGGUUUACAGUCUGAAAGACACAGUAUAAAAGGAAAAGAGAUUGGGGAGGGAAGAGGAAAAGAGCAAACCCACUGCUAUGGCCUGACAGAAUGACUGAUCCUAGAUCACUCAUCGGUGCUUAGACAGUCUCUGGCAAGGGAUGCCUCCCACUAGGAUUAGGGAUUGUUUUUGGCCGUGCUUCUCUUCCCAGUCCCCAGCUCUAAGCUAUAUGGGGAGGUGAACCUCCAGAAGUUGGAGAUGGGAGCAGGGGUUUAACUGUGCUUUGGUAGUGCAACAUGAGGUUAGGGAGAAGACCCUGCUCUGUUGUGAUAGAGCAGGGGUCAGCAAACUUACUGCGCCUCAGACCGGUAUCUCCAGCGCUGAUCGCGCGGCGGGCUGGAGGGUGGGGGAGCAUGUGCCCAUACGCGUGCGCAUACGCUAUUUCCAGUGCACUUCUGGGUUGGAGGAGCACCGGAAAUAGCUUGUGCGCAUGUGCACAGGCCUCCUCCGACCCGGAUGUGCACCGGAAAUAGCGCAUGCACAAAUAACGCUUGCGCAUGCGCACAAGCUAUUUCCAGUGCUCCUCCGACCAUGCAGCACAGCGCCGGUAAGAGUGGGGGGUGGCAGCGGGCGGCGGGGGUCACCGUGGGUCGGAUAAACGAGUCCCUCGGGCCUUAUCCGGCCCACAGGCCUUAGUUUGGAGACCUCUGUGAUAGAGGCCAGCUACAAUUUCUGGACCUUGUGAAAACAUCUUGAAAUAAAUAAAUUAAAACCUCUCCCCGCCCGCAAAGUGCAACACUUUGUUAUAAAGCUUGGGCUGUGUUUCAUCUUUCCUGACACUCUUUAUGUUAAUGCAAGAAGGAGCUGAACAGUAGCUGCAUAUUUUGCAUUCCUGCCCUGGAGCUAGUGUUUGUUAGAGAGACUCUGUGAGGCUCAAAAUUACUUAUAUCCCCAAGAUUCCAAAACUGCCAAGACUUUUCCCAACUUUUUUUUAUUCCUUUUCGACCACAAGAAUUCUCAGGGAGGGAGUCUCCAACUCUUCCACCCAACAGAACCUGGCUGUCUGAGACUUUGUGCUCUUGCUGUUUCUGUGGGUAAGAAAUGUAUGUAAUUGGAGUAAAAUUGCUCCUGAGAGCUCCUGGGUUUGAAAGAACAACUGUUAAUGGCUUGACCAGAUUUGUUUUGGCAUUUUACAAGUAUGCUUGAACUGUUGCACUGGGAUGUUCUGCAAAAGGGGACUCACCUGUAGAGCUUUCAUUGAGAAUUUUGGCCAAGAGAUUAAUCUCAUCACACACACCCACCCCAACAAAACCCACCAUCCUUAUAUUGCCCCCAAACCAACAGACUAACAGACAACUAACCAAUUUAUGGUAAUCUCCUAACCUGUUAGCAACUCCUGCCUCAGUGCUUACCCUGGUGAUGGGCAGCCAGUUAUAUUGGCCUGCAACUCCUUUACCAUUAGCCACGCAGGUUUGGGCUGAUGGGAGUUGUAGUCUAACAAGACUGGGAAGACCACGACCAAGUUACCCAUUCCUGGCUUAGAUAAAUACUGACUGAGAUAUUCUAGCUAGCAAUGCAGUUUACACGUCCCCCAAUAAUUCAUUGAACUUGGCAGAGCUUACUUCUGAGUAAGCAUACACACAAUGGUGCAACCCGUUUACUCAUUCCAGGUGUCUGUAGGCUUGGCAGGAUUACUAGGUGGUGAAAGAGAGAAGCAGACUGAACACGCUCGUAAAUUAUUUGCAAGCCAACCCGAAUAUGAUAACGAUAGACCCAAUGUAUGGAUGGGUGCAAAAGACUUGGAAUCAGGGCCCAUAGUUUAAGAAUUCCAGCUCAAAUUAAAUCCUGAAAAUGAUCCUUCUCCUGUUUUGGGAGGUGGGAAUCCUACCAUGUGAACCUAGCGCAGGCUUGUAAAAUAACUUCAAUAGCCUUCCUUCCGUCCUCUUUUUUUACUAGCCUGCUUGGGGCUGGCAGAAAAGGGACAGAGAGCACCAUUCUCCUUGAAGCAGCCCCACUGCUUUUUUGCUAGGUGCAGCGGAGGGGUGGAGAACUCCAGCCUUCAGCUGUGUACACACCAUAUGUUAAAAGUACAUUUAAAGCACAUGGCUUCCCCCAAAGAAUCAUAGUCGUUGUAGUUUACCCCUCGCAGAGUUUCAGUUCCCGGCUCCCUUAACAAACUACAGUUCCCAGGAUUCUUUGAGAGAGGUCACUUGCUUUAAAAAGCGUGCAUAUGCAGCCUUCGCCUGCCAGCCUGCUCAGUCGCCUGCAUGGAAUUGCUUCUCAGCUAUGGCUGUCCGUCUACUGCCUUAAAUGCACGCCUGCCCAGCUAGAGCUUAUUAUAUUAUAUGUUACGUUACCUGGGUGAAGGGCAAACCAUGAGGUAACAGAAUUCUGUUUUAUCACUAGGAAAUAGCAGUUUGCCUUCUGAAAGCACAGAUAUAUUCAUGGCUGCCCCUGCAAAUCUUUCCUCUCCCAUUAAUGGAGCUGCUUCAAAAAAAACAAAAAACAAAACCCCAUCCGUUCAGCAUUAUUCCUUUUGAUGUGCAGUGUGGCAGCCACAUUCCCUACGCUCACCACAAGCAACGGUUGACCAUUUUGUGACCCUUUCCCCUUCUUAUUCCUCCUGCCCCACUAUUUUUGUUUGGUUCUUCUAAAUCUGUGCAUUCUCCCUUUGCAACACUGCUAUGCACUCUUUCUCCUUAUGUGAAAGAAAAUGGCAACCACGAGUCUGUAAGUGGUGAUGUACACAACAUACAUUUAAAGCACCGCUCCCAAAGUGUCUUGGGAACUUUAGUUUGUCAAUGGCACUGGGAAUUGUAGCUCUAUGAGGAAACUACAGUGAUAUCUCAGGUAAAGUACUUAAUUCAUUCCGGAGGUCCGUUCUUAACCUGAAACUGUUCUUAACCUGAAGCACCACUUUAGCUAAUGGGGCCUCCUGCUGCCGCUGCGCCACUGGAGCAUGAUUUCUGUUCUUAUCCUGAAGCAAAGUUCUUAACCUGAAGCACUAUUUCUGGGUUAGCGGAGUAUGUAACCUGAAGCGUAUGUAACCUGAAGCGUAUGUAACCCGAGGUACCACUGUACCAGUUCCCAGGAUUCUUGAGGGGAUGUACUUUAAAUAUACUGUGCGUAUGCAACCAUAGCUUUCUGCAACAAUGCUAUCCAUUUCUCAUGUACUAUCACUAUCACUCUCAUGUACACACUAGUACUGCGACUAGCACAAUUGCUCCUGAAGAAGUGUGCUUGCACACAAAAGUUCAUACCAAUAACUAACUUAGUUGGUCUCUAAGGUGCUACUGGAAGGAAUUUUUUUAUUUUGUUUUGACUAUGGCAGACCAACACGGCUACCUACCUUUAACAAUUGCUCCUGUUAAGAAUAAAACAUGACUUAAUGCUAGGCCAGUUUUUUGGGGGGAAAGGGGUGUUUGUUCACCUAGCUCUCCACUUCGCUUUUUCCAAACAGGAAGCAAAGUAUUGUUCAUGCCAAAAGAUGCAGUUUGUAUCCUGCAGGAAAUUCUGGGAGGGAAGAAGGAUGCUAUUGUUGACAUCAGUUUCCAGCACAGAAUCCAGUUGCUUUGAGAAAAAGAGAAUAACAGGAAGUGCCUCGGAUUAGCUCAUAAUAACUGAAAACAAUCCCCUUGCAAGCAUGCAUAGAAUGGGCAGAAGUCCUUCCAAUGUAAACUGGAUCUUAUAUGUGUGAAUCCUAAAAAUGAAAUACAUAGAUAAGAGUACAGUACAGAAUAGGUUGCUAUGAGUUGUACUACUCUGGGGUGAACCAUGGGUUUGGUUCACUUUUUUUUUUUUGCCACAGCCAAAAAAAGUUAAAAUGUACCAAAAGAUUAUUACUCUUCAUUAUAGAAAUCUGGUGGUAUUUACUUAAUAGGAACAGUGUUGUUACCUUGUAUUUGCAUCAUCCCUUCCUCCAAAUGCUGAACAAAAAACCACCACCAUAAUAAUAAUUUUAUUAUUUAUACCCCACCCAUCUGACUGGGUUGCCCCAGCCAACUGCCCUGCAAAUCAUGAAGAAUAGAUGUGUGAGUCGGAAUCGUAAACGUACUUCAUUUUAGACUUUCAUCAACUGCUUUUCCUUGGCUAUGCAGUCCAUUUCAGUCCCUUUCCUUUCUUUCCAUAACAGGAAUGCACCGCCACUCCUUGCAGCAUCUUUGAUUCAUGCUGCCAUCCACGAUAUUUUGCAGACGGAUCUUAAUGAGUUUAAAAAGCAGAAUGUGGAAGGGGAGGAAGCUGGAGAUCACGAGACGGAGCCCUGUAAGUAUAUUUGCCUCCCAAAGUAAUAUGGGAGUCUGAGCUCAAGGUCAUUACUAUUCAAGUAGAUGUAACUCAACCUCUUUUAUUUUCAUUAAUUUAAAACAUUUUUAUACCACUCUCCAUCAAAAUUGACUCCAGGAUUGUUUACAGUAGUUUAUGCGACAUCCAGGUAAAUUUACAAUUCUUACAAGCAUCAUCAUUGGCACAUUUUUAGUCCGAAAAAGAACAGUAUUGGCACCUUGAGGGCAUUCCACUAAUGGCAUAAUCACAGCCAAAAAGGUUAGCUAACACAGUGCAGUAAUAUAACCAGGAGGUUACCAGAGAAUGGAUGCAAGCUGGUGUUCUUGAUGUUGCUAGAUGGCAGAAUUAGAAAUAGUGCUUUUAUUGUUUUCUGUCGUUUGAGAAUUUCAUUGCACAAGACACGGCACAGCUGCAGAACAAAGAUAGCCCUUGAUGAAAACCAGCAGGUUGUUGCAACAAAGCAAAGGAGAACAGUAAGACAACAUUGAUCAGCAUGACUAGCGGCAUUUGGUCUUUCUGCACCAGCCCAAGGAAUUGUUGGCAUCCUGCUACAAUAUUUUGAAAAAUGGGGACUAUCAAGAUCCAAUUAUCAUGUUAGUUUUUGAUGAUGGCAGUGAAGUUGCUAACCAGGGGAGAUUUGAUUUGAUUUAAAUCAAAUCGAUUUAAAUCACUAUUUAAAUCAAAUCGAUUUAAAUCACUAUUUAAAUCACGGUUUAAAUCACUAAUCAGUAAGACUUGAUUUAAAUCAUUUUUUUUUUACAGAAAGACUCAUUGUUGCUGGUAUAAUCUUAAUAUUUACAACCAGAUGAAGGUUUCAUUUUUGGAAUAAAAUUUUUUCAGUAGUUUUUACAGUUAUAUACUGAUUUGGUUAUACUAUAGUAUUAGAAAUACUUAGACAGAUAAUUAUGAAAUUAUUGUGAGGUUUAAUAAGUUAACUGUUUAUAUUUGGAAAACUUUUCUGCUGUACUUUAUUGGAAGGAGAAAAAUAAUCAUUUCCUUAAUAACAGUUUAAACAAUUUACAGUUAUACCUCGGGUUACAUACGCUUCAGGUUGUGCAUUUUCGGGUUGCACAUGGCGCCGAACCCGUAAGCAGCGGAACAGGUUACUUCCGGGUUUUGGCGCUCGCGCAUGUGCAGAAGUGCUAAAUAGCACUAUGCACAAAAGCGCCGAAUCGUGACCCGCGCACACACAGACGUGGUGCUGCAGGCUGCGAACGUGCCUCCUGCACGGAUCACAUUCGCAACCCGAGUGUCCACUAUAUAUAGCUAAAGCAGUAACAUUAUAGCAUAUGUAUCCAUGUUUGUUAACUGAUGUGGUUAAACUUUUUUUAAAAACAACAACACACACCUUAGAGUUUUAGCACACAUGAAAAACUUAAAACAAAUCCUUAUUUCCUGAUGAGUAGCCUUUGGACUAUAAUUUAACCUAAAUAGAAUACUAUCUUUAGAAAGAUUUUUUUCCUCCAAAAGCAUUUUAUUUUAAAAAUUCCAAUUUAAAUUUAAAAAAUCUGAUUAUUUUUAUUUUAAAAAAAACAUUGAUUUUUGUCCACCCUGUUGCUAACAGCGUUUCAUGUUCAGUCAUGCAAAUGGCAUGUCUCUGCCAUUGAAGAGAAUGGGAUGGUUACUGUAUUUACAGGGAACCCAGUGGAGCCCAGUAGUUCCAAUCCUGUGGGUUGUCACAGUUUCUCAGCCUUGUUUUUCUGUCUGCAGAGUGGGAUUCAGAUGGAUGUAGGGAUUAGAUCCAAACAACCAUGAGCAGAAGUGGGGAACGCCACUAGUGUGGUUCUGUGAACGUUUACACAUUUGCACAGUGCUGUGAUCAGUUGCAGGUGUUCGGCUUAUGCGAGACAUUGCAAAAACUCUUGUCUAAACAGAUUAACCUCCUUAGGUUUGACCUCUCUUUUCUUGCACAGCGCUUUAGGGUAAAACAAUCCUUGGGAAAAACAUAGGAAGCCACAUUAUACCAAAUCUGACCAUUGGCCCAUCUAGCUCAAUAGAUUGGGCUCUCCAGAGUUUAAGGCAGGGGAGAUGUCAGGGAUUUAGCCUGGGACAUUUUGCACGCAAAGCACCAUUGAACCGCUGACUUCCUGUGAGCAGGGAACACCCCCCACAAGCAGAAGGGGAACCUUUGGAUUCAAGCCAGCAGUUUGGGUUUCAUACAGUAAAAAUUGCAAAUCACCUGACAGACUAAAAUGCUAUACACAUGCCUAUUAAUGAUACAUUUCCUGUAAUGUCCCCCAAGAUUUGAUCUUCCUAGUUGGCUUUAAUAUCCUAUUUGGGGGCAGUUAAAUAGAGUGUUGCUUACUGUUGCGGAAGGAUGUGGCUUUAUGUCACGCAAGCGUGAAUGAAAAAGCAAAAACGCCCUUCCUCCUUUUCUUCGCUAGAAUGUGGUGGUGGAUGAAAUUGACAACGAUGCGGCUAAGACUGCCGUGCAGACAUAAACCCACAUGUACCUAAACUGUCUUGAAGCAAUCAUAGCCACUUAUUAUUAUUACUCAGCUCUAUAAUAACCGAGCCUCUCGCUUUCCCUCCUAACCAUUCCUCUCUCCAGCUACUCUUUGUAUCUGUCACCAACAUUACCAUCUGUUCUGUAAGCCGAGCACGAAGCCUUUGAUCCCUCCCUCUUCCCCCUCCUACUCUUAGACUUCUCUGUUCCUUCGGUUUUCAAGGGGAUGCCAGUUCUUGUUUUACAUCACUCAUGCAAAGUUUAUAUCCCACCUUUCCUCCUAGGAGCUUGAGACCACGUGUGUGGUUCUCUCUUCUCCUCUCCUCACCCCAUUUAUAGACAGAACAACCCUGUGAGAUAGAUCCGGCUGAGAGGAAGCAAAUUGCCCAAGGUCACCCACUGAGCUUCCUGACUGAGUAGGGUCCCAGGGACCAGCAAACUUUUUCAGCAGGGGGCUGGUCCACUGUCCCUCAGACCUUGUGGGGGGCCGGACUAUAUUUUGGAAAAGAAAGAAAAAAAACACGAAUUCCUAUGCCCCACAAAUAACCCAGAGAUGCAUUUUAAAUAAAAACACACAUUCUACUCAUGUAAAAACACGCUGGUUCCCAGGCCGGAUUUAGAAGGCGAUUGGGCUGGAUCCGGCCCUCGGGCCUUAGUUUGCCUAUCCAUGGAGUAGGGAGUCGAACUGUGGUUUCACAAAACCCCAUCUCUCUCUCUUCUGCCUGCUUGGGUGUUCAUCCUCCAGUGAAGGAUGUUGUUGAGAAUGUCUGCAGUUUUUCCAGGGUUGUUGCAAAAAACGUUACAGCAAAUUUGGGCUGGGUUGAUUUUUUACUGUUUGGCAAGGUGGCCAGAAUUAUGGCAGACAGCACCCAAAACAUGGAGAAGGAGGCUGGGGAGGUUCCCAGAAAAGUAGAGGGACAUAAAUAGCCCCAGGAGCAGUAGGGAGGUGAGUCAAGGCCAAGGUGCAAGAAUUCAGCAGUGGCUCUGGCUGAACCUUUAAAAAUGCACACUAAAUAUUUUUAAACUGGUGAAACAUGCAACAGAAUCAUGUGUCUGGAUAUGCCCACUGAAACAGGAACAUUUUCAGCAGAAAAAAGAAAAAAACAGUGGUGGCACCUGCCUAAUGUUUAGUUCCAGAAUACAGGUGCUGCCACCUUAAAGGAACAACUCUUUGCAAAUGCAGACUGGGCAUUGCAUGGCACUUGCAGUUCUGUAGCUCCAAGUCGGCACACGUGGGGCAAGGCAAUCCCUUAAGAAAACUGGUCCCAAGUUGUUGCAGGCUUUGUAUACCAAUAGGCUUUUUAUACUCCAUAUACCUUGAGUUCAGCCUGGGAUUGAACUAGCAGCCAGGGCAAAUCUUUGAGCACAGAUGUGAUAUGCAAGGGGACUCUCACUCCUCCUGGCAACCGUUCUGCAGCAUUCUGCACUAACUGCAGUUUCCAGACCAAGAUCGAGAGAUGCCCCAUGUAGAGUGCUUUGGGGAGUACAUAAUGAUGGAGGUGCCCAGCAUUUCUGUGUCUUAACGUUCCCCUCCCAUAGUGCACAUGGCACCUUUCUUGGCUGAAAACUCCAAUCUUGCUCUGGUUUUCUCUGUUUGCUACAACUUUAUUUUCUCCACUCAAAACUCAGUUGCCUUCACAACAAUCCAGUGGUUGUCAGUUUGAUUUUAUUGUUCCUUGUGUUUUAAAUUGUUCUAGACCUUUUUUAUUAUUUGGUUUGUUUUGCUUUUAUCUGUUGAGGGGCAAUAUAUCCAGGUUAUAUGGUGUUCCCUAAUCAGCCAUGAAGUUUACUUGCAGAUUUUGGGUGACUCCCCAUCUCUCAAACUAGCCUACAUCACUGGCCUGUUGUGAGGAUGAAAUAAGAAGGGGGGGCAAGCAUUCCACCCUGAGCUUUUUGGAGAAGGAUGGGAUCUAAAAGUAGUAUAUAAUGCAAUGAUCUUGCCAAAUCCUACGUACAAUUCAGUUCCUCUCCUCAAGCAAUCUGUUGGGUAACUGUUUCCUCUGAAUCAAAGUGAAGUAAUAAGUUGGCUCCAUCUGUUGGGGAUUAUGAAAACUGCAUGUCAUUUAAUGACAGAGAGAGCAACAUAUUGCAUUUACUGUGACUUUAAAGGGUAAAGGGACCCCUGACCAUUAGGUCCAGUCGUGACCGACUCUGGGGUUGCGGCGCUCAUCUCGCUUUAUUGGCCGAGGGAGCCGGCGUACAGCUUCUGGGUCAUGUGGCCAGCAUGACUAAGCCGCUUCUGGUGAACCAAAGCAGCGCACGGAAAUGCCGUUUACCUUCCCGCCGGAGCGGUACCUAUUUAUCUACUUGCACUUUGACGAGCUUCCUCAGUGCUUUCAUUUCUUUUCUGGCCUUGCUCUUUUUCUGAAAAAUUUCUGAAUGGAAGAGUAUAGUCUUAUAUUUGUUUGAUCCCUCAGAUUUGCACAAAACUAGAAAACUGUGCUGAGAUUUUACAGUGGCCAGACUGUGUGCUUCUUGCUUACUUCCUGGGCAGGGAUUCUUAUUUUUUGAAAACAAAGUGCACAUACUCUGUUGGUACUUAACCGGCAUAGUAGAACCAGCAAAUCAGAAGGCAGGAACAAGCUCCCAGCGCCACAAAGCCUGGCUCAGUGUCUCGUAGCAAUUUGUAAGCAGCCAAUAUUAAGCUGGUCAGGUUGGAUGUAAUUGUCCUUUCCCCUGAAAUUCAGAAAUAACUUGAUUACUGGCAAAAAAAAAGGUUCCUCCCAAUAAUGUUCCAUAUAGAAUGAGUUACCAGCAGAAGUUGGUUAAAAAAACACCUAAUUUUUUUUAAAAGGGAGGGGGGCUGAAUGAGCCAUAAAGAUAAAGGUGUCACAUCAAGAGAAGCUUGUUUACAUUUGGCAAACAGCUGUUGGGGAUCCUCAAGCAAGUGAUAAGAUCACAUGGAGAGAAAGUUGGAAAUACUUCUUAACUCCACGCCUCCAAAGCCUGUCACCAAACAGGGCAUAUUUACAAAUCGGCCUGAAACAUGGGAGGCUGCCUAUUGUGUCAGACCAUUGGUCCAUCUGGUUCAGUAUUGUUGACACUAACUGGUAGCAUCUCUCCAGGAUUUCAAAACGGGGUAGAAUCAUAGAAAUGUAGAGUUUGAAGGGACCACAAGGGUCAUUUGGUCCAACCCCCUGCGGUGCAAGAAUCUUUUGUGCAACAUGGGGCUCGAACCCACAACUCCAACUGAGGGUAUUUCCCCUCUCUUUCUGGACGUACCAAGGAUUGAAUCUGGGACUUUAUGCAUGCAUAGAAGAUGCUUUCCUUAUGAGCUGUGGCAACCAGGGAGUUGAGCUGGAUCAAUACAGUGGUACCUUGGGUUACAUACACUUCAAGUUACAUACGCUUCAGGUUACAGACUCUGCUAACCCAGAAAUAGUACCUCGGGUUAAGAACUUUGCUUCAGGAUGAGAACAGAAAUCGUGCUCCGGCGGCGCAGCGGUAGCAGGAGGCCCCAUUAGCUAAAGUGGUGCUUCAGGGUAAGAACAGUUUCAGGUUAAGAACAGACCUGCAGAACGAAUUAAGUACUUAACCCGAGGUACCACUGUAGAUUAUGGCAUAUCAUAGCAAGAAAGGGAUUUUCCCUGUACCUUUUCUUAUCCUAAUGUAACUGCAUGUGGUGAGAUAUUUGUAUGUGCCCCCAAUGAAAAUUAAAGCUUUCUUUUUUCAAAGAAAAUACUAGUUUUCAAACCGCCCUGUUGACAUGUGGGUCCAUGGUUUUCAAUUUCACACAAAUUGUUUCCUGCAGGAAGCUGAAUUGGUAAGGUCCCUGCACAAGGACUGAACCUGUUACCAUCCCUAAAUAUGUGCUUAUUAUUUAAGGUGCGCAUUGCUAUGUUUCCUGCUUUACAGUGCAAAUAUAGUGCAAACUAAGCAUAUUUAUUCUCCAAAGUAAACCCCACUGAAUUCAAUAUGGCUUGUUCUCAUGUAAAUGUGCGUAAAAUGGCAGCCUUAAUGUAUAAAUCUUCGGAAUAGUCCCUCUUGGUUUAGGAAUCAGUGCAAAAAAGCAAUAGUUCUCACUUAGAUCUGCGGUUCUAUAACUAAACAGAAAAGGAAACAGGCUUGCUAUGCCGCAGAAUACCUUUACAGAAGCAAAAUUUGUUUUACAGCAGGAAACGUGUAAUAAAUGGAAUUCACUUUAAUAAAGCCCAUCUGUCACUUCUGCAAAACACCUGAAGUGACAUACAGUAAAAUGGAAAUCCAGCCCCUCCAAGUUAAGCACAGUUUUGUUCUCUUCUAUUAAAACCAGUGGGAAAUACCUGAAAUAACUUGACUGUUGGUGGUUUAUGCCUGAGUUACCAUUGGAUACAGUUGUUAGCCACAUUGUUAUGCAAAGUAUUCUUCCAUCUAGUCUGGGUCACAGUUGCUGUACAAGCAGUUUAGAUUUCGAGAUGCUGUGUUGGUACUGAGGAUGGGACAGAAACGUGACUCAACUUGCCUUUGAAGCCAAAUCUGUCAAAUUUGCAAUUCUUGAAACAAUAUUGAGGACCAAAACACAGCCAUCCUUCAAAAUCCACACUUACUUUAAUUUUGCAGUGCAAUCCUCCAACAGAACAGCAUCUACAAAAAUGCAUAUAUUAGGGUGAAAUGGUCAUAAAAAUGAAUAUAUUAGGUGGGAAUGCACAUAAUAUAUUCAUUUUUAUAUUUUUAUGAAAAUAGCAAGCCAUAAUGCAAUACGGUAGGACAAAUUGCUUGCAAAAAUGUGGUCAAAACUGCAUAAAAAAAUAUGAUUCUUAGAAGAAGUUUGUACUACAGUGCUGAAGAAUUAUCAUUUUUUAAAAAAAUGCAAAUUGCUGCAGAAAUGUCGAGAACUGAAUUUCAGAGUGGGAGAAACGAGAAGCUACGAGAACUAAAAUUGACAGAUCCCUCCAUCUCUACUAGGGACUGCCUGUGUGCUUUUAUCUUUAUCAUCAUGUUGCCUGCUCUACCUGUACUUUUGUAUAUAAAUAUAUUAUUAUUAUUGGCAUUGGUAUUCAAAAUCAAAAGUAACCAUAUCAGUCCGUAAGUUUUAAAAAAAAUAAUCAAAAAUCCAUCAGAUGUCAAGCAAAGCCGGCAGGGAGGAGUAAUGUUGGCUGAUGCUAAAGCCCUGUCGUCUUUUGUUUAGUCAGACUUCAGAUGGAAUGUGGGAGGUGGUGGCAGACAAUUGGACAAGGCUCUGCUAGCAAGGUGCUAGGCAGGUUUCAAGCUGCGCCUAGGAAGAUUGGGUUGUCAGGUAGCAGGGCUGGCCCAAGACAUUUUGGCAUCUGAGGCGAACCACGAAACGCCAAGCCCCUCCCUGCCAGGAAAGAAGGGGUGAGUGAAGAUCUGCAUCAGGAAUGCAAAGGGAAUAAAGAUCUACAGCAGGAUCUGCUGCUGCCCCUGCGGAUCCUGCCGCCUGAGGCCGUCGCCUCACCUUGCCUCAUGGGUGGGCCGGCCAGCCCUGCCUUUCAGGGAGCAGGGGACACAAAAUAAAACAGUAGUUGGUACUAGGAUUAGCUGGCACUCGUGUGAUACUUUUUCCUUUCAUAAUGGAGACAUUGGAUCAAGCACCAGAGGGGGGGGGCAUACCUUAAAAACUUAACGAAAUGCUGAGGAGUUGCUUUAGGGGGCAGCAUAGCUUGCUGACAUUUUUCCAAGUUCUUCUUUUGAAAAGCAUUUAUGGAGUGUUCCAGUGCUGCAGUAUUAACAUAAGUGUGCUCAGCAUCUGAAAACAAAUAUGCACAUAUAUUUUUUAAACAAGCAAGCAAGCAAGCAAACGACAAAUUGGUGCACACUGGUUGGAGGUGGGGAGCGGUUAAUGGUUUCUUAUUGAAUGUGGUGCUAUGAGCGUUAGCCAAAAGGUGCUUAGAUCACAGGCAGAGAACCUGUGGCCCUCCAGGUGUUAUUGGACUGAUGCUCUCAUUAGUCCCAGCCAGCAUUGUCAAUAUUGGUAAGGGAUGAGGAGGAGUUGCAGUCCGGCAACAUGUGGAUGGCCGCAGGUUCUCUGCCUGUGAUCUGAGACAGGAUACAAUAAGGCAAAACGAAUGAGAAGGGAGAAAAGCAAAAUAAACAAGUUCUGGCACCAGCACGUUCAUAUUAAUACGUAACGAAGUUAUGUCCAGUGAAAUGUUUACUUUUAAGGAGGCAGGUCCAGGAGGGGAGAAGGCCAAUGGCAGCUAGUCUCAUCCUGCAGAGGGAACUUGGUUGUCUGUUUUCUCCCUCUGAUACUGUGGUAUUGCCCUGUUCUAAACAACCAACACCUUGGGGAAAUGAACAGCAAGAAGCAAAGUUUUUGUAUCACACAAUUAUAUCAUAAUUUCUUUGUGAAUACAUAAUUUCUUUGUGAAACAUGAGGUUGGAGUGAAAUGCCCACCUCAGGCAGCACAGGUGCAAGAGAUGGCGCUCCACGUACCUCACAGUUUCCGCCGCCACCAGAGUGCCCCCAGGGCAGAGAAGCCAAGCAGCAAUACUUUGUGGAAUGCCCUGACUCUUGCCCCGACUCUGCCAGUGUGGGUGGGGGCAGAAGGCGGCAAUUUCCGUUCUGUCUCAGGUAGCAAAACGGGACGAGCCUUCCCUGUCUCCUACGCUGAGCAACACAACCUUAAAAAGGUAAAGGGUCCCCUGACCAUUAGGUCCAGUCGUGGCCAACUCUGGGGUUGCGGCGCUCAUCUCGCUUUAUUGGCCAAGGGAGCCGGCGUACAGCUUCCGGGUCAUGUGGCCAGCAGGACUAAGCCGCUUCUGGUGAACCAGAGCAGCGCACGGAAAUGCUGUUUGCCUUCCCGCCGGAGUGGUACCUAUUUAUCUACUUGCACUUUGACGUGCUUUCGAACUGCUAGGUUGGCAGGAGGGACCGAGCAACGGGAGCUCACCCCAUUGCGGGGAUUCGAACCGCUGACCUUCUGAUCGGCAAGUCCUAGGCUCUGUGGUUUAACCCACAGCGCCACCCGUGACCCUAACACAGCCGUAAUCAGUCCUUAAUGAGAAGAGUGGAACAGCCUUUAACACCAUUAUGGUUGUUUUAUUAAAAUCGUGCAGUAUCUUAGGUAAGUACAGUGGUACCUCGGGUUAAGUACUUAAUUCGUUCUGGAGGCCCGUUCUUAACCUGAAACUGUUCUUAACCUGAAGCACCACUUUAGCUAAUGGGGCCUCCCACGCCGCCGGAGCACAAUUUCUGUUCUCAUCCUGAAGCAAAGUUCUUAACCCGAGGUACUAUUUCUGGGUUAGCGGAGUCUGUAACCUGAAGCGUAUGUAACCCGAGGUUCCACUGUAAACAGAUGAGAAAAACCUCAAUCAGUGGCAGGUUGAAGGAGAAAGCCAAAUGAUGCAAUGUAAGCCCCCUAAGAUGAAUUCUCUCUCAUUUUAUUUUCAUGAUAGUGCUGGAUGGAGGCCCUUUGCAGCGCUGCUUCUUUAACAAACUCUGGGACGUUUGCUGCAAGUGGCAGAAGCAGCCGCCUCCGCCUCCGAAGCCGCUUCAUCGCUACCUCCAAGUUUCCAUCCAUGCAACCCGUAAUACCCGCCGGAAAAUGGAGGACAGGCAUGUUUCCCUCCCAGAAUUUAAUCAGCUGUUUGGCUUGACGGUACGUUUCUAGGGCUCAGGUGAGAGAACACUGGUGGCGUCAGGACAGAAGUGCAGAGAGCCACUCAGGAGGAAUAAGCUAGGGGCAGAGGAUACAGCAGGGCUGGCAUAGCGCAUUUUGAAAUAAGUGGAUUAAUACAUGUUACCAUCUAAACUUUCAUAAUAAUGCUUCAGAUCAGUCUGUUGGAAAAAGUAGCCUUCCACUGGGGCUUCCGUUUCAACCAUUGUUUAAUGGUCUAUUUUUGAAACCUAUUCCACGAAAGGUAGACUCUCCUUCCUUGGAGGUUUUGAAGCAGGAGUUAGAUGACCAGCUAUCAUCCUGCAUUUCAGGGGGUUGGAUCAAUGACCAUUGGGGUACCUUCCAAAACUACCAAUUCUAUAGAUUCUCUGAAAGAGGGCAGUGCCCCCACAACACCAUUACCUGCAGGAGUGUCUCCACCCCCAUCACUGAGAACCAGCUCCGAGGGUCUUCUCAGUGGUGGCACCCGCCCUGUGGAACGCCCUCCCAUCAGAUGUCAAGGAAAUAAACAACUAUCCAACUUUUAGAAGACAUCUGAAGGCAGUUUUUAAUGUUUGAUGUUUUAUUGGGUUUUUAAUAUUCUGUUGGGAGCCGCCCAGAGUGGCUGGGGAAACCCAGCUAGAUGGGCGGGGUAUAAUAAUAAUAAUAAUAAUAAUAAUAAUAAUAAUAAAGUCCAGGGUUUAAAAUGAUGUAACUGCACAACUGUGAGAGAGACCAGGUACUCACAGAUAUGGAAGGGGCAGAAGUUCAAUUUAAUUCACACUUUUGGAAGCACUACAAGAACCAAAGCACAGAAAAUUUGAACCUUCUCUGAGUUUUACAGUGCAGUUUCCCAUCCAAAUAACGUUCACAAAAUCAUAUAUGCUGGGGUCAAGUGUCAAUGAAGAUGCAUAUAUUAGACAAAAACACUCAAUUUUAGAGGAAAUUGCAAAAAUGUGCAAAUUAGGUAAAGUUGCUGGAAGCUGGAUGAAGAUCACGACAGAGUUCACACCAAGUUCUUUGAGGAAUCUGUUAUAGAAUAGGCAUUGGUUGAGCACACUAAUCUCAAAACUAAGUUAUUGUUCUGACAUAAUAAAUAUAUUAAUCUGAGUCUUGAAAAUCCUUGCUCCACCCCCCACCCCCUGGACUAGUUCUAACUAUGGUGAUUUGGGGAGUGGGGUUCAGGAAAAUUGCUUAAGAGAUGAAAAGGCAGCUCCAGGUACAUGUCCUGUGCAAGACAGUGGGUUGUAGCCAAUGUAGUGCAGCUAAAUGAACGUCAUUUAGUGGUAUACCUGUUCCACUGGCCAAAUGUUUUGCACCAGCAGAAGGUUGCUGCGUAAAAAAAUCCGAAAGCAGGUCGCUGCUGAUUUCAUUUCACAAUAGAUUUGAGCAACCUGUUGCACAGCAAAGUAGCACAUCUGUUGUAUUGGAAUUAUUUAUCCUGGGUCUUGUUGCUGUUUAUGCUCUGGCUUCUAGGUCCCCCGUAUUGGUUAUUUUUCUACUUAUCAUUUAUUUGUUUCAUUAAAAAAUUAUAUGCCUCUUGAGUGUAGAAAAACCUCACAAGAGUUUUAUGGAGCAGGGGGAGAUAUAGCAAUGAAAUUAUCACUGAAAAAAUUAUUCAGCCCAGUAGGGCCAUUCCGGUACAUUCACAGAAGAAGUCACAUGUGGUAAAAAAUUAUCUUUGCCUUCUCUUUGCAUGUCCUUGCCUCUGGAAGGAUGACGUGGACCGGGCGUACUUCGCCGUGUUUGAUGGUCAUGGAGGAAUAGAUGCGGCUAACUAUGCAGCUGCUCACUUGCACGUAAAUGUGGCACAUCACAAAGACCUUCUGAAAAACCCGGUGGAGGCCUUGAGGGAAUCUUUCCAGAAAACAGAUGAAAUGUUCCUUGCUAAAGCCAGGAGAGAGGUGAGUGGAGAGAGGCGAGUACUGCAGUAAUUGUAGAUUGUUGGCUCGCCAGAGGAGUGAGUACAGCGAAGCUGAGUGCUGAGAAAUGUGUCCUCUUGGUAAUUGGCUUUUCUGUAGCGUUGCAGAAAAUCCCAGGUAAAUAAUUUAUUGGUUCACUGAAUAGACUUUUGCCUAAGAAUCAUUGUCCACAAAUCAGAGGAGGUGAAAGGUUUAAUUUAGGCCAACGUUGAUGGAUGUUGGGGUCUUUCCAGAGGGGUAGCCAUUUUUUUUUUAAGCCCAGUAGGUUCAUCUAGGUUACUUUCUGUUCACUGUCACUCAUGGAAGGAUCCAGGAAAUGAUGGGCUGCAGUACAUAUGCCAAGAACUAGGAGAAACUGCAUCUGGGAUUAGGCUGCUGUAGCCGAUUCCUUCUUUCUAAUUCAGGUAAAUUGGGAACCUGAGCUAUAAGCAAGGUAGUUUCUCUUGUUUGAAUGGGAGCAUAGUGUGAGAGAGAUUAAGUAAGGAAACUCGUAUAGCAUUGUAAUGUAGAUUACAAGGUGAUUUGGUGGGCCAGCCAUUCCAAAAUAAUGCUGAAAUGGACAGGUUGCAAAUCAAAGUGAUUUAAAUAGCAAGGGGGGAACUGCUUUUAAAAAACCUGUUUUCCAGCUAUGCAAUUUGUAUACUUUCUGAACAAGCAUGUAUACGAACUGUUUACUUUAAAAAAUCAAAACUGCAUUGGUUUGCAACUAAAUAGAGCACUUUUUAGAACCUUGAAGCAUAAUCCAGACCUCUAAUUGACCUAUUUAGAAACAAGGUGGGCAUUUGCGAAGGUUAAUCAACUACCAUUUGACACUCCCUAUGCACAUAGAGGGACAAUCCCUAAGCACAAUCAUUGAACCACAAAAUGCCCAGAACUUUCCUGAGGCCAGACUGGCAGUUAGUACUAGGGAGCGGGUGGCACUGUGGUCUAAACCACUAAGCCUCUUGGGCUUGCUGAUCGGAAGGUCGGCAGUUCAAAUCCGUGCAACGGGGUGAGUUCCUGUUGCUCUGUCCCAGCUCCUGCCGACCUAGCACUUCGAAAGCAUGCUAAAAAGUGCAAGUAGAUAAAUAGGUACUGCUGUGGCGGGAAGUUAAAUGGCGUUUCCAUGCACUCUGGUUUUCACCACGGUGUUCCGUUGUGCCAGAAGCAGUUUAGUCUUGCUGGCCACAUGACCCAGAAAGCUGUCUGCGGACAAAUGCCAGCUCCCUUGACCUGAAGCGAGAUGAACUCUGCAUCCCAUAGUCACCUUUGACUGAACUUAACCAUCCAGGGGUCGGCUUUAGCUUUUACCUUACUAGGCAGAAUAGUAGCUUUCCUUCCAAAAUAUUUUAUUUUGGGUUUUUUGACAUUCAUCUAUUGACCUAUAUGAAGUGUCCUAUGGGUGGUUCUCACAAAACAGAUCUACAAAGUUAAAACACUAGAAAUAACACGGUCGGUGUGUGUGUGUGUGUGUGUGUGUGUGUGUGUGUGUGUGUGUGUGUGUAUCCCUGUCCAUGAUCUUCACUCUUCUCACUAUACCAGGAUCAGCCACCAAAAAUCUUCUCAUUAAUUACUCCAACCAUUCUCCUCUACUGUCCCCAUGUGGCUAGAAUUCCCUCUCUCUGUCUGUGACGACAGUUCUGUCUUUCCCCAUCUGUACUAUCCAUUUAAAGCAGUGUCGUGCCACUUUAAGCAGUCAUGGCAUCCCCCGAAGAAUCUGCGAACAGUAGGUGCUGAGAGUUGUUCGGAGGCCUUUCUUUGCCUUAGGUAAAGUAAAGGUAAAGGGACCCCUGACCAUUAGGUCCAGUCGUGGCCGACUCUGGGGUUGCGGCGCUCAUCUCGCUUUAUUGGCCGAGGGAGGCAGCGUACAGCUUCCAGGUCAUGUGGCCAGCAUGACUAAGCCGCUUCUGGCGAACCAGAGCAGCGCACGGAAACGCCGUUUACCUUCCCGCCAGAGCGGUACCUAUUUAUCUACUUGCACUUUGACAUGCUUUCGAACUGCUAGGUUGGCAGGAGCUGGGACUGAGCAACGGGAGCUCACCCCUUGCGGGGAUUCGAACCACCAACCUUCUGAUCGGCAAGUCCUAGGCUCUGUGGUUUAACCCACAGCCAGUGGCGUAGCGUGGGUUGUCAGCACCCGGGGCAAGGCAAGUAAUUUGCGCCCCCUAACCCGUGGAUUUUAGCACUCGAGUCGCCCCCCCCCCCCGAUGUUGCGCCCGGUGCGGCCGGCCCCCCCUACACCCCCCACGCUACGCCACUGCCCACAGCGCCACCUGUGUCCCUUUCUCUGCCUUACAGACCUACAAUUCCAAGAGUUCCCUGGAAGAGGGAUUGAUUGCUCAACCGCUCUGGGAAUUCUGCCUUUACCCUCCUUGAUCAGAACACAGGAAAACAGGAACAGCUUUACUGCUUAGUGAGCCGGCACACUUGUUCCAGCUGAAAAGUGCGACAGACUUUGCUUUUUCAAUUAAACCUGAUCGUUCAGAGAGAGGGGCUUGGUAUAUUCCUGAGUGGGCCACCCCCACCCCAACCCCCGCUUGAUGAAUAAAGCCCACAACAUUGUUCUGAGAAUACACUGCAAACCUCUUGUUUGUUUGUUUUAAUAUUUAAUGCUUAUAAUUUAUGUUAAUGCAAGCACUAGAUCUCUCUAUCUGAUUGUACCUUCUCGCGUUGACCACUGCGGUGGCUGAUGGUAAUAGAUGUUUGAAAGCACUUAUUGAACAGGGUAUUACUGCCAGCACUGUAUUGAAUAGAAACAAAUCAAGAUCUUUAGGAGCAUCUUCUGUUGCAAUAGUUUUUGAAUACAUGAGUGGUGUCGGAUGAUACAGGUAAUUUGGAACCUUUCCGGUCUGGGUUUAGGCUCAAAAUUGGGGCAAAAACAGCCUUGGUUGCCCUGAUUAGUGCCUUACACUGGGGAAGGACUGGGUGUCCACAAAUCAGAGGAGGUGAAAGGUUUAAUUUAGGCCAACGUUGAUGAAUGUUGGGGUCUUUCUGGAUCUCUCAACAGCUUUUGAUUUCAUUGACCAUGCUGUCCCUCUGGAUCGGUUGUCUGGGAUGGGACUCCUCAGAGGAGCAGCGUUAACAGUGGCUGCAUUCCUUCUUGAAUAACCAAUCUCAGAAGAUGGUAGCAAAACAUUUAUCGGCCUACAGCAUGUCUCAGAGUUCUGUUCUUCCCUCGCGCCCCCCCCCCCAUGCUUGUUGUCAUCUACAUGAAACUGCUGGGAGAAGUCAUCUGGAGUACGCAAUAACUCUCCCAGCACUCUGGGAGAAGUCACCUAGAGUCAUCCAGGCACACAGUAACUACAGUGGUGCCCCGCAAGACGAAUGACUCGCUAGACGAAAGGGUUUUGCGUUUUUUGAGUCGCUUCACAAGACAAAUUUCCCUAUGGGCUUGCUUCACAAGAUGAAACGUCUUGCGAGUUCUUGCGAGUUUGUUUCCUUUUUCUUAAAGCUGCUAAGCCGUUAAAGCCGCUAAUAGCCGCUAAGCCGCUAGUAGCUUCGCAAGAUGAAAAAACCGCAAGACGAAGAGACUCGCGGAACGGAUUAAUUUCGUCUUGCGAGGCACCACUGUAGUUGCAUUUUAUUUCUUGACAUGUUUUGAACAACCGGAUAGAAGUCAUCACAACAAUAGCAACAAAAGGCUAGUGUGCAUUCACUCUAAUGCUUUUUACAUCGCUAACAGAGUUUCUAUGAUCUUUGAUGCACGGUUAAAUAAUGAGCACCAAUUCUCCCCACACAGUUACAUUUCAUCCUUUUAAAGGCUCUUUAUAACAUUCCCUCCCCCUUCUCUCUCUCUCUCUCUCUCUCCAAACUAUACAGAAGCUGCGCAACGGUAGCACAGGUGUGGCUGCCUUGAUUGUUGGGAACAAGUUACAUAUAGCUUGGCUUGGCGACUCACAGGUAAUGCUAGUCCAGCAAGGGAAAGCUAUAACCCUGAUGGAACCUCACAAGCCAGAGAGAGAGGUAACUACUGCUUCUUUGAGUUUACCCCACAAAGCUCUUGGCCUCUUGUGUAUGUACACCAGUGUGGUGUAGUGGUUAUGAGCGGUGGACUCGUAAUCUGGUGAACCGGGUUCGCAUCUCCGCUCCUCCACAUGCAGCUGCUGGGUGACCUUGGGCUAGUCACACUUCUCUGAAGUCUCUCAGCCUCACUCACCUCACAGAGUGUUUGUUGUGGGCGAGGAAGGGAAAGGAGAUAGCCCUAAACGGCCUCGGCCCGGUAUACCUGAGGGAGCAUCCCCACCUCCAUCAUUCUGCCCAGGCACUGAGGUCCAGCUCCAAGGGCCUUCUGGCGGUUUCCUCACUGCGAGAAGUGAGGCUACAGGGAACCCUCCCAUCAGAUGUCCCACCUGAUGUUUAGAAGACAUCUGAAGGCAGCCCUGUUUAGGGAAGUUUUUAAUGUUUGAUGUUUUAUCGUGUUUUUAAUAUUGUGUUGGGAGCCACCCAGAGUAGCUGGGGAGGCCUGGCUAGAUGGGCAGGGUAUAAGUAAUAAAUUAUCAUCAUCAUCACCAUCAUCAUCAUUCCCUCUAAAUCCAAACAUACCAGUUAUUUUGUAAGUUAAAAGGGACCACGCCAAAAUAAGAGUGAGAUUAAUAAUAGUGAGAUUAAUAAUAAUGGAUUGGAUGAGAGCCAAUAAUCUGAAGCUCAUUCCAGGUAAGACUUAAGGUACUGUUAGUGGGCAGUUUCCUAGGCUGGAUGGAUGGAAGAUUGCAUGCUCUUGUUAAGGUUACACUCCCUCUGAAAAAGGAGAUCUGCAGCCUGGGGUUACUUCUGGAUCCAUUGCUGUUGCUUGAGGCUCAGGUGGACUCAGUGGCAUAGAGUGCCUUCCAUUAACUUUGGUUGGUGACCCAGUUGCAGCCGUAUCUGGAUAGGGAUAGCCUAACUGAUGUCAUCUAUGCUGUGGUAACCUCUAAGUUAGAUUACUGCAACAUGUUGUAUGUGGGGCUGCCCGUGAAGACUGUUCGGAAACUUCAGCUGGUGCAGAAUUAAGUGGACAGGGUUAUCGUUAUAAUACUAUGGUAUUAUAUUGCAGCCAGCCUGUGAUCCUACGAUGAAGGACGGUACAGUGGUACCUCGGGUUAAGUACUUAAUUCGUUCUGGAAGUCCGUGCUUAACCUGAAACUGUUCUUAACCUGAAGCACCACUUUAGUUAAUGGGGCCUCCUGCUGCCGCCGUGCUGCCGGAGCCCAAUUUCUGUUCUUAUCCUGAAGCAAAGUUCUUAACCUGAAGCACUAUUUCUGGCUUCGUGGAGUGUGUAACCUGAAGCGUAUGUAACCCGAGGUACCACUGUAUAGAAAUUUAAUAAGUAAUAAAAUAGCAUACAAAUUUAAAAGAAGUUUUUAGCGGAAGCUGAUCUGCAGUAGAAUGGAAACAGGGCUGAUUGCAAUGAACACAGGGCAGGAUAGAAAUUGCUGCCUCCUUACAUCCCUAGACUGGUUGGUACUGUGCUUCCUAUGCCUGUCACACCUACACCUAUAGAUUUAGUGAGCUUUUGUUGUUGUUGUUUAUUUAGGAUGAGAGACAACGCAUAGAAGCCUUAGGAGGUUGCCUUAUCUACAUGGACUGCUGGCGUGUCAAUGGAACCCUGGCUGUUUCCAGAGCUAUCGGUAAGCCAUGUCCUUGAAGAACAUCAGCCCUAAUGUGUUCAUUUACCAUAUUUAGCUCUAAUGAAAUAUUGUCAGCAUGUAAGUGUGAUGGGGCGGCUGUUGUUUGUUCUACCGCCAUUCACAACUUUGCGUUCUGCAUCAGUUUGGGAGUUAUUUCAAAGCACAGCCUUGACAGCUAGAAACUUCACAAGUAGCACACACACACACAGGGAAUAGUUUGAUACUGCAAGGCUUUUGUGGAAAUCUGUAACGAACAAGACAAAAGCAGCCAUAUCCUAACUGCACAAGGCCAUUUGGGGUUUUUUUUCUUACCAACAGACACUGCAGCAUUUUUCUAACCUUGGACUGAAUUGCUGCCGUUAUUGCACCUACAUUAAUAAUUGUUCCAUGUGGUACAUUGCCAUAGUAACACAAACCUGACAGUGCACACUGCUCUUCCAGCUCCUUCCUCGAAGCAUCUGUAAAACUAUUUUAUGAUUAUAGUUGUGCCUCCUGAAAUGGCCCAAUCAUGCACUCCUAUUGAGAAGUCAUGGAUCGUUUCCCCUCUUCACUCGAUAACUUUUGGCAAAAUGCUGGGGGGGGGAGCAUUUUUAGGGCCAAAUGUAAUAUAAAAAUGUUUUUUUAAAAAAAUAAAUAAAUAUCCUAGGUCAAUUUUUUAUAAAUGUUGAUUAUCAUGCUGAGUGCUGCCUGUUUCUGCCAUGUGAACUGCCUCCUUCCGUGAGUCGUCUGAAAGCCCUGCUCUGUGCUCCUGGGAAUAAGACUACAGUGGUAAAGGUAAAGGUAAAGGGACGCCCACCAUUAGGUCCAGUCGUGACCGACUCUGGGGUUGCGGCGUUCAUCUCGCUUUAUUGGCCGAGGGAGCCGUCAUGUGGCCAGCAUGACUAAGCCGCUUCUGGUGAACCAGAGCAGUGCACGGAAACGCCGUUUACCUUCCCGCCAGAGCGGUACCUAUUUAUCUACUUGCACUUUGAUGUGCUUUUGAACUGCUAGGUUGGCAGGAGCAGGGACCGAGCAACGGGAGCUCACCCCGUCGCGGGGAUUUGAACCGCCAACCUUCUGGUCGGCAAGUCCUAGGCUCUGUGGUUUAACCCACAGCGCCACCCGCGUCCCAAGACUACAGUGGUACCUCAUGUUAAGUACUUAAUUCGUUCUGGAGGUCCGUUCUUAACCUGAAACUGUUCUUAACCUGAAGCACCACUUUAGCUAAUGGGGCUUCCUGCUGCUACCGCGCCGCCGGAGCACGAUUUCUGUUCUCAUCCAGAAGCAAAGUUCUUAACCCGAGGUAAUAUUUCUGGGUUAGGGGAGUCUGUAACCUGAAGCAUAUGUAACCUGAAGCAUCUAUAACCCAAGGUACCACUGUACAUGUGAAGCAGCAGGCACCACAGUUUUGGCAUGGUCUCCCAAAAGUGACCCGCAAUUAGGGCUGGGUGGUAUCUGGUUUUCAACAUUGUGGUAUAUAUCACCCUACUCAAUAUCACGAUACAUCACGAUGUCUGAAAUCGGGAUGGAACUAUGUAGAGAGGCAUUGGCUGGCUUCACAGUUUUCCCCACAUUGUUAGUUUUGCAUAGCACACACACAUUAGGGCUGGGCAAUGUAGCGAUAUAGAAUCAAAAAACUGGUUUGAAGUCCAUAUCAUGGUAACGGUUUCAUAACAUUCAACAUGGUGAUAUGUGUGUGUGUGUGUGUGUGUGUGUGUGUAUCGAUAUAUAGAUAUAUAUGAUGAGGGGGAAACCGUGAAGCCAAUCAUCACUUCUCUUGUGAUUCCCUAUUGCUCUGUACUAUAAAAUAACAGUUGCAACAAUCUGUUAUAGGUACAGUAAAAUCGUAUCAGUUUUAGAUCCCUAAGUAGUAGUUUCUGGGACAUUAACCCGUUCACUUUCACAUGAUUAUGUCCUUAUUUCAGACAUCAUAGUAUAUUGGUAUAUCAGAAUGUUUAGCUUGGUGAUAUGUCACUCUGUUGGAAGCCAACCCUAACACACAUCAUGAUUCACGAUAUAUUGCCAGGUAAAAAAUUAUGAAACUGAUAUCACGAUAUCGACUUCAAACUGGUUUGGGGCGAUAUAUCACCCAGCCCUCCCCACCGUGCUCUAAUUAUAUAUUAUAUAUGAGAGCCAGUGUGGUGUAGUGGUUAAGAGCGGUAGCCUUGUAAUCUGGUGAACCAGGUUCGAUUCCCCGCUCCUCCACAUGCAGCUGCUGGGUGACCUUGGGCCAGUCACACUUCUCUGAAGUCUCUCAGCCUCACUCACCUCACAGUGUGUUUGUUGUGGGGGAGGAAGGGAAAGGAGCAUGUUAGCCACUUUGAGACUCCUUAAAGGGAGUGAAAGGCGGGAUAUCAAAUCCAAACUCUUCUUCUCUUCUUCUAUUUUAUUUUUACAUUUAUAUCCCACUUUUUCCUCCAUGGAACUGAGGGUGUCAUCCAUGGUUCUCCCCCUCCCCAUUUUACCCUCACAACAACCCUGUGAAGUAGUCAUCUCGUGGUCAGCUUCGUGGCUGAGUGGGGAUUUGAACCCUAGCUUCCCAGCUCCUAGUCUGACACUCUAACCCAGGGGUCAGCAAACUUUUUCAUCAGGGGUCCGGUCCACUGUCCCUCAGACCUUGUGGGGGGCUGGACUAUAUUGGGGGGGGGGGAAAUGCCCAACAAAUAACCCAGAGAUGCAUUUUAAAUAAAACACACAUUCUACUAAUGUAAAAACAGCAGGCAGGCCGUACAAAUAACCCAGAGAUUCGUUUUAAAUAAAAGGACACAUUCUGCUCAUCAAAAAUCACCAGGCAGGCCCCACAAAUAACCCAGAGAUGCAUUUUAAAUAAAAACACACAUUCUGCUCAUGAAAAAUCACCAGGCAGGCCCCACAAAUAACCCAGAGGUGCGUUUUAAAUAAAAACACACAUUCUACUCGUGUAAAAACACGCUGAUUCCUAGACUGUCCACGGGCCAGAUUGAGAAGGGGAUUGGGCCUGAUCCGGCCCCCAGGGCUUAGUUUGCCUACCCAUGCCUAACCACUAAACUACACUGCACUGAUCUUUCUUUGUCAUCCAACUAACACACCUUUCUCUAAACUUUAGGGCAGAAGUCCUUUUUUACUUUUCUCUUCAAUUGUAGGAUGUGUCUUUACUAAGAUUACGAUGGGGUGGGGUGGGACAUGAUGGCAUUGCUGGGGGUUGGACUAGAUGAUCCUUGGGGUUACUUUCCAACCCUGCAAUUUUAUGAUUCUAAGCAGCAAAGUACCAAAGCUUCCAAGAAAAACAAAAAAAUCCAGAAGGGGAAACAAACCAGAGGCAUUUCCAAAUUAAUUCAUAGAAGCGUUCCUUAAUUUUGAUUAACUGCUUUUACAAGUAGUUGCAUAUUUUACGUGUUUAACCUUCUUGUGGGGGUUGGGGGACAGAAAGGCAAAAUAAUGGGUUUUAACAUUUAAAAUAAUUCUAUAUGCACGUGGGUGUGUUUGUUUCAUCAGUAGCUCACUGGUGAAAAUCUACUCCCUUGCCAGUAUUAGACAUUAGACAUGACGCUGCCUACAGCAAAGCAAGACUCAGAGUUUUCAGACUCCAACUGUGUGUGAAGAGGAAGAACCAUUUGCUGCAACAUUCAUAUCACUGCAUUGAGAAGAGCCCUGGAAAACAGAAUAAUGAGCUGGAGGACUGCAGCCGCAUUCUGGGGCUCAUUUAAGACACCAUGCCAAACCACGGCUAAGGAAGCUUUGCGUGAACUGACAACGCCUGGUUUGCAAUACCAAAGUUGGAACCUAUGGUUUGACACAGAUUUGCAAACCAUGGUUAGUGCUAAGUUUGGCUUGGCGCGAUUCCUGAAUUAAGAAUGCAUAGUUACUGCUGUUGCUCUGCCUUCGAAGCUGCUGCACCAUGGAGACGAGAGAGAGCUUAGGAGCUUAUGAAACAGUGUGCCGAGAGGAGGGAAAACAAAAUCAGACAAGCAGUUCUAAUCCACAGUUUGCAUCUUCAGGAGCUUCAACAACGGCUGGGAUUCUAAACUGUAGUUGUCGCAAAUUAUGGUUCUCCCAUAAUUCGGAGAUAGGGAGGCAUUUGACAGUGAGGUAGGGGAACCAGGAAGGCGGGGCUUAAAGUCUCUUCCUGUUAGACUGGGGGUUGGUCAGAAGUUCCCAUCCGUCUUACUGCCUGACACAAGGAAGGCUGUUGGAAGUGGGGAGUCAGAGGCGUCCAGACUCUCUUUUUAAGUAAAGAAAAACAAAGAAAACGGCACAAAAAUAUUGAUCCUCAUUCUCCCUGCACCAUCUUGGCUGACGUUGUUCAUUACAGGAACUCCUUCAAGACAUGCUGUGUUCCUAUGCUUCUCUCCCCCCACCCCAAAAGGAGUUACAUUAAAGCAAAUGUAAAUCAAGGCAAAAUCUGCAAGUUCCUGCUUAGGCAGAACAUUUGAGGAUUUCAAGGGAAGCUUUUUUUAAAAAAGAAAAAAGAAAAUAAAACCCUUUGGGAAGAUCAACAAGAUUUUUCACUUAUCCAUUGAAAACCUUCAGUUCUAGCCCUGUAGUCCUGGUUCACCACCUGCCUGCAAUGGGAUUUUUGAAGACCUUUACAGCAACAAUUUCUUCCCCAAGAGGCCUGUGGGUGGAUGCCUGUGGCAUGACGGGUGCAUGCAAAUGUACGCACGCUCUUUUUUUCAUGCACCACAUUUGAUCACACACAGAGACAGACAACUCUUUCAAAGCAAUGACUGCACUUGCGAUAGACAGCCAAACCCCUGCUUUCCAGUGCCUUCUCUGCUGGGGAAGAGCAGAGCAGACUUCUUUCCAUCCUAGCAAGGAUAAAUUAUGCUUCUUCCAGUCCAUUACCUGUUUGGUGUGCUAAGGAGAAGGUUUGAAUGGAGAGAUAGAUGCACGAAGAUGACUCUCCCUAUCUGACUAAAGGUAAAGGUAGAAGGACCCCUGACUGUUAGGUCCAGUUGCGGAUGACUCUGGGGUUGUGGCGCUCAUCUCGCUUUAUUGGCCGAGGGAACCGGUGUACAGCUUCCGGGUCAUGUGGCCAGCAUGACCAGGUCAUGUGCCAGCAUGGUGAACCAGAGCAGUGCACAGAAACGCCAUUUACCUUUCUGCCGGAGCGGUACCUAUUUAUCUACUUGCACUUUGACAUGCUUUCAAACUGCUAGGUUGGCAGGAGCAGGGACUGAGCAACGGGAGCUCACCCUGUCGCGGGGAUUCGAACCACCGCCUUAUCUGACUACCUUCCCAUUAAAAUAGAGAAGUGCAGAGAAGUGCCCUUCAUUGGAUCAGAAGUGCUAGCAGACCUGGGGUGGGGCGGGGUGGGAAGAUUAACACACACACACCCCGCCAGCUUCUUAUUUGUUUGAAUGAUUUUUAAUUCUGCUUCAUCUUCGUGUGGUUUUUAACUUUAUGAGUACACCACUCAGCAAUUCUGAAUAUUAAGUAGUAUACAGAUACCUGGAAUGAAAUAAAUAUACACAAGAUCACUGUCCCUGCACUGCAGUUUGCAAUGUUUUCUCCUCAGCUGUGGGAAGGCCUUGUCAGGUUGCAAAGGUUGGCUUGGCAUGCAGAUCACCCACCCUUGGUUUAAAGCAGGCAUGUAUAAAAGUCUGUCUUGGGGGCCAACAACAUUGGUCAGCCCUCACGCCUGUUCAUUUCAUCAAAUCUGGCCCUCUUUGAAAAAAGUUUGGGCACCCCUGGUUUAGAGCAAUGUUUCCCAAACUUGUGUCUCCAGCCGUUUUUGGACUGCAUUUCCCAUAAUCCUUGACCACUGGCCCUGCUAGUUAGGGUUGAUGGGAGUUGUAGUCCAACAGCAGUUGGAAACCCAAGUUUGGGAAACCCUGAUUUAGAGCUUCGCCUUAAACAGAGGCAAAGGUUGACGGCUCAGAAAAGGGAAUGGGGCAGUUGGGAUUUUGUACCUCGUAUGGUAAUUUACUUCCUUCUCUCCUGCUUGCUUUUUCAGGCGACCCACUCCAAAAGCCUUAUAUCUCUGGCUGUGCAGAUAGUGCAUCGUUUGAGCUAACUGGUGCCGAUGAUUAUGUGCUUCUCGCUUGCGACGGAUUCUUUGACACCAUCCAGCCAUUUGAGGUGGUGGACCAUGUUCUAGAGCACUUAAUGCAAAACAAAGGGGACGGCCUCAAGACUGCGGAGAGGCUGGUGGCGGCCGCAAAGGAAAGUGGAUCCAGUGACAACAUCACUGUCCUGGUGGUGUUUCUAAGGGAGCCCAAAGACAUCAUGUCUGACUGCCUCAGAGACCCUAGAAGCUGCUCUGCUGACGACUGCACAGGGAACCAGCUCCUUAACUUUUUCAGCUCCGAGAAGAACCAUUGAAAUGGAAGAUGAAAGGGUGACUAUCAAAUCCAUUUAAAGCACAACAUCCAAACGUAAGCAAAUUCAAAUAGGGAUGGGAAUCCUUUUACCACUGGAAAAUGAAAGCUAUUGUGUGGCAGACAAGAUUCAAGAACUUAAGUAUUUCAAAACCCAGGGUUGUCUUCAACUAAGCUGCUCAAGAGUAGGCCCUUUAGAAAUCAGUGGACCUAAACUAGUCAUGCCUAUGGAUUUCAAUGGGUCUGGUCUAUGGUUCUUCCAUAACUCCGGCCAGUGUCUGGAUAGUACCAUUUUAGAUUGCAGGUUCAGGGAAUGCAUAACUGAAUGUCCCUUUGUGCAAAAAAGAAAAAAAUAUUUUAAAAAUCCAACAGCCCUCUUAGGUGCAGCCAAACUAUACCCGAGUGAAGGCUUCUAACCUUGCUUCUCUCUGGCUGCAUUUGAUCACAAUGGUAAACCACAGUUUGAAAUAAGACAUGGAUUCACAUCCAUGAGUUCUUUCUGGACUGCGCUUUGCAGAGGAGAAAACGAAGCCAGAGUUUGACUUGAUGUGACCUGGUUUGUCUCCUCCAAACAAACCAUGAGCAGUAAGUCAGAACCAACAUCGGCUAAUGGUUUGUGUAGAGGAAAUGAACUGUAAGGCUCGGUUCAUGUGACUUGUUUCCUCUUGUGCAUGACGCAGGAGCAGGGAAAUUUAAAAAGGCUUGUAUACCACAAAGAAACGAUAGUUCAUUUUAAAUGUUUUUAUUUUAAUGUUGAGUGCGGACUAGGUCUCUGACACAACAGUAUUCUGUGUGGAGGGUUUUGUUUUGUUUUGUUUUGUUUUGUUUUGUUUUGUUUUGUUUUUAAAUGGAGGAGCAUUCAGUCAUGCAAAUCCCCAUCUAAAGCCUGCCAUAAAACAACUCAGACACAAGGCCUCAAAAAGUCUGGUGGUUUUGCAUUUACUUCUUUGAAGUAGUUUUAAGCCUGCCCAUUCAUAUCCCUGUCUCUUGGGGAGAUGGUAAAAUAACAUACUGUAUGUUAAAGAUCAAUACUCGGAACCCUCUGGAAUAAUUUUAAAUAUCAUUUAAAGGGGGUUGCAUUUAGAUGCUACUUAAUGAUAAGCGUGAAUAAGCUACCACACCCUCACCAAAGAUGAGUGAAUUGCUGUGGACAGAUUCAGUAUUAAACAAAGUACCAGAUACUGGAACAUCACAAUAUUGUCUUGCAUAAGAGCUGACGUCCCCUUCUCUUCAUUGCAUACC
Podarcis lilfordi (Lilford's wall lizard) is the source of this 38444-nucleotide messenger RNA. Lineage: Eukaryota; Metazoa; Chordata; Lepidosauria; Squamata; Lacertidae. The record is from the annotation of a GenBank genome assembly.